ACAACUUCCCACCUCUGCCGUUGCUCGCCACGCGAGGAUAAACAAGCUAUUCUUCAGGACUAUGUCUUAGAAUUAGGGACAGCUAUAAUAAAUAAAAAAAUGACUUAAUUGGUGGAGAGCGUGUGAGACAUUUAAUAUUUUGGCUUUGUAGUAAUAUAUUUUAAUACUAAACCUACCCUUUUCCGCGUUGUCAGUUUGUCAUUGCAAUGGUUUGCACAUUUUUGACCUUUGAACCCACGUGCUCUGCUUCGCCAUGCUUUCAUUUCGUUUUGUGUACGUCGCUAUGAGCGUGUUUUGUGUUUUAAGUUUAAUCUAAUUUUACCGUAUAUUUAGGUCUAAAUUUAUUUAGGUCUUUGUUAUUUAUGUGAAUUGAAUAUCGUGGUAACCUCAGUGAAGCUGUGAUCCUUCCUAUAUUUCGGUGAGCAGAGAGGAAAAGUUGAAUCAAGAAUAUGGAUGACGAAGUAAACAGCAAGGCUUACCCGCUGGCAGAUGCUGAGUUGACGAAAACCAUCCUUGACAUGAUACAGCAAGCUUCAAACUAUAAACAACUGAGGAAAGGAGCUAAUGAAGCAACCAAGACAUUGAACCGUGGGUUGUCCGAACUCAUCGUGUUGUCUGCUGAUGCCGAACCUUUGGAAAUAUUGCUACAUCUGCCUCUCCUGUGUGAGGAUAAAAAUGUUCCGUACGUUUUUGUACGCUCCAAGCAAGCGCUGGGCAGAGCAUGCGGGGUAUCGCGACCUGUGAUAGCAGCUUCUGUGACAUCAUGCGAAGGUUCUCAGUUGAAAUCGCAAAUAGAUUCUCUUCGUGGAAGGAUUGAAAAGUUGCUCGUUUAAUCUUCACAUUCUUUCUUUGGCAACAAAAUCUUAAUUUUUUGGAAACACCAUUCACUGCCGAUUUAACGCAUCGUGUACAAUUGUAUAAUACAACAGAGCAGCAAAAUUCA
Messenger RNA from Ciona intestinalis (vase tunicate), 943 nucleotides. Its product is annotated as NHP2-like protein 1. Lineage: Eukaryota; Metazoa; Chordata; Ascidiacea; Phlebobranchia; Cionidae. Gene Ontology annotation, cellular component: nucleolus; ribonucleoprotein complex. The record is from RefSeq and is a predicted model, not a curated record. Gene Ontology annotation, biological process: ribosome biogenesis. Gene Ontology annotation, molecular function: RNA binding.